CGCGACCAUAUUGAGGCUAUCCAUCUCAUUAUCGAACGCGUACCAUGGCCUUCUCUUUCGGAAACACCGGUGCUAAUCAGCAAGGUACCGGUUUCGGUAGCUUUGGCGCAAACCAAAACACAGGAUCCACCUUUGGGUCGUCUACUGCAACGCCGGCAUUCGGAACGCAAACAUCGGCGGCACCCACAACUGGAUUUUCAUUCGGCAGUUCGACCACGCCAGCCAGCACCACCACGGGUGGUGGAGGACUUUUUGGCGCAUCCACCACUCCUUCCAACACCGCAUUUGGUAGCUCCACCAAUCCACCUGCCACUGGCAAUGCCGGUUUUGGAGGAUUUGGUGCAUCCAAUGCUGGCACCGGAUUCGGUGCUUCAGCCAACAAAGGAUUUGGUUCGACAGCCACCUCGGCUCCUGCCACUGGUCUCGGUGGCUUCGGUACGUCGGCCGCAUCCGCACCCGCAUCGACAGGCAGCGCCGGCUUUGGUUCGUUUGGCACCGCGACAGCACCUACAUCGACCGGUUUUGGCGGCUUUGGCACAUCUACGACGCCUGCUACUUCAGCUACCACGACGACGACGACACCUGCUUUUGGUGGAUUUGGAGGUUUCGGUUCUACCGCGGCAACGACAACGACAAGCGCUCCUGCCACGACAGGUGCGACGAAUUCAUUGUUUGGAGCCAAACCAAGCACUCCAGGAGGCUUCGGCUUUGGACAAACCAGCAGCACACCUGCUUCAACAACAGCGACGUCCACCCCCGCUUCCGGUCUUGGCGGCGGUUUCUCCUUUGGAAAUACCAACACAACUACCACUUCUACUGCGGCAUCGGCUCCUAAAACUUUUUCGCUCGGCGGUGCUUCUACAGCUUCGAGCCAGCCUGCCUCGUCUGCUCCCAGCCUGGGAGGUAGCUUUGGUGGCGGCAGCUUGUUUGGAGCCAAAUCGACACCAGCUUCCACGGCUACUUCCACAGCUACUACUACAGCCUCAGGAACGGCUUCGAUCCUAGGCAAUAGCGCUCCUACAUUGACAUCACAACCUACAGUAUCUGCAGCUGGUAGCGGCGCCAAUGCCGCCGGUACAACAUCCGCUUCUGCUCCUGUGGUCGCUCCCACUCCAUCCUCGCUCAAGAAUAAGACCAUGGAAGAAAUCAUGAAUAUGUGGACAAAGGAUCUCGAAAAAUACACCAAACUGUUCCAUCAACAGGCAGCUCAAGUAUCUGAAUGGGAUCGACAUUUGAUCGCCAAUGGCAGUCAGAUCUCCAAACUUCACGAUGAAGUGACCAAAAUCGAAAUGACACAACGAGAGAUUGAUCAGAAUCUGGACUAUGUCAAUACACAACAAGAUGAAUUGAGUAACAUACUUGAUAACUACGAAAAACAGAUCAAAGAAACGAUGGAAGAGAGCAACUUACAGCAACCUAUGCAGCCAGCGGAUAUCCAAAGAGAAAAGGCGUACACACUUGCAGAGAAUUUGAACGGUCAACUGGACGAUGUCAACCGUAACCUUACCAUCAUGAUUGAAGAAAUUAACAAGAUGGGUGGUGCGCAACAAUCGGCUGUUGAUGAAGACGGUGAUGUGGUAAGUUGUCUUGUACGAUACAAGAUGCGAGAAUUUCGGUGACAUGUAUUAAUUUCUUGGAAUGGCGAAUGUAGGUGGGCCAGAUUGUGAAGAUUC
Radiomyces spectabilis is the source of this 1673-nucleotide messenger RNA. Its product is annotated as Nsp1-like C-terminal region-domain-containing protein. Gene Ontology annotation, cellular component: nuclear pore; nuclear pore central transport channel. Gene Ontology annotation, biological process: protein import into nucleus; RNA export from nucleus. The transcript is spliced from 5 exons. The coding region runs from base 45 to 1619 and encodes 524 amino acids. NCBI's taxonomy places the organism in Eukaryota, Fungi, Mucoromycota, Mucoromycetes, Mucorales, Radiomycetaceae. Gene Ontology annotation, molecular function: phospholipid binding; structural constituent of nuclear pore. The record is from RefSeq and is a predicted model, not a curated record.